AUCUGAACUUCUCAGCGCAGGUUGUCUUGCUCCCACCCCCGUGCUAGAUGCCAAUGCGCAGGCUCGAGUCGUUUGUCGAGGCCAAUUCUUUGUACUGCGAUCUUACAGCAGCGACCCUUCCCCAGCAUGGGCACCGCUAAACCGCGGCCCUCCGGCUCUAGAGCUUCCGUCUCAAAAGCCCAUUCCUUCCAAGCUCUUCCGGAGAAAACUUUCAUCGUCGAUAAUGGCGCAUAUACGCUAAAAGCAGGAUUUGCGCCUGACUAUCCACCACCAGAGGACGAAGAAAAGGCGCUGUCGGCGUGCGCGACCAUCCCCAAUGCGAUUGUCAAGACACGUGAAAACCGCAUUUACGUUGGCUCGCAGCUUAAUACACACGUGACAGACUGGAAUGAGGUGUCUUUUCGUCGACCGGUAGAAAAGGGCUACAUUGUCAACUGGGAAGCACAGAAAGAGGUCUGGGAGCAAUCUUUCUUCGACGAGAAGACCGUGCGAGGCAAUGAUCUACGCAUCACCGACCCGGAAGACACAACCUUGGUGCUGACGGAGGCUCCCAAUGGUCUGCCUGCUUUGCAGAAAAACGCCGAUGAGAUUGUAAUGGAAGAGUGGGGCUUUGGAGGUUAUUACAGAAGCCUAGGACCACCAUUGAAUGCUUGGAACGAACUGAACGCCCUCUUUGGAGAUUCGGUUGUGAGAGAAGCAGACUCUGUCGUGACGCCAAGAGAAUGUUUGCUGGUUAUCGACUCUGGCUACUCCCACACCACGGUGACGCCUGUUUACCGAGGCCAACCGCUCCAGCGUGCUGUACGCAGACUUGACCUGGGUGGCAAGCAUCUUACAAAUUACUUGAAGGAAAUGGUGUCUGUGCGGCAGUACAAUAUGGUGGAUGAAACCUAUAUCAUGAAUGAGGUCAAAGAGGCGGUUUGCUACGUGAGCAACAAUUUCGUUGGCGACUUGGAGCAGAGCUGGAAAGGCAAUCGAAAGCGUGGCCUUGCUGAGUCGAAUGAAGGGGUCACGGUAGACUAUGUCCUUCCCGAUCCCAAUGCGGGGAAGAAGGGUUUCAUGCGACCACACGACCCAUUACUAAACGCCAAAAAGAGGAAAGGAGCGCUGUCCGGUACCAGUGCUGAGGCAUUCUCGGAAGACGCUUUAAUUUUGGGCAACGAGCGGUUUACUGUGCCGGAGAUUCUGUUCACUCCCAGUGAUAUUGGGAUGAAACAGGCCGGAAUUCCGGAUAUCGUUCUGCAAAGUCUUGCUGUACUGCCUACCGGAUUACACCCGGCCUUUUUGGCCAACGUCCUGGUCGUCGGUGGAAACUCAUUACUACCGGGGUUCAUGGAGCGAUUGGAGACCGAGCUGCGUCAACUGGCAUCUGUUGAAUGUGUUGUAAGAGUGCGGUGCUCUCAAGACCCAAUUCGAUCCACUUGGCUGGGCGCGUCACGCUUCGCCACCAACCGAGAAGAACUGAAAAAGGUCGCUAUCACUCGUCAGGAAUACCAAGAGUAUGGUUCCUCAUGGGCUGGUCGGAAAUUUGCUGGUGCAUUAUAGCCGACCGGGGUGGUCAAGAUUUAAGCGCGAUUGGCGUCCUCGGAGGACAGAGCAGCAGCUGUUCGUUUGCUACGCUAGGCUGGCACCUAUUUCUGUUUUGUGUGUAUAUUAUGUAGUAUGUGUCCUUGAUACCCUGUAAGUUACCAGAUGGUUGAUUGAAUGUGCGAACACAGCAGACCGUCUUCCCAUUUCCGUUGCAAGAAAAGUACAAACAUGAUCGUCCAUUCAAUUGUCAGAACCCAAGACUUCAGAGGGAUCGAAACGACCAUGCAGUGUCAAUCAGUUGGGCAGAAAAGAUGCGGGUGAGUCAAGGGGAUCGAGUUGU
Molecule: messenger RNA, 1870 nt
Organism: Aspergillus saccharolyticus JOP 1030-1
Lineage: Eukaryota; Fungi; Ascomycota; Eurotiomycetes; Eurotiales; Aspergillaceae
Gene: arp6
Product: actin family protein
Exons: 4
Coding region: 127-1545 (472 amino acids)
Cellular component (GO): Swr1 complex
Molecular function (GO): nucleosome binding
Source: RefSeq, a predicted model, not a curated record